This is a messenger RNA of Vicia faba (fava bean), 639 nucleotides long. NCBI's taxonomy places the organism in Eukaryota, Viridiplantae, Streptophyta, Magnoliopsida, Fabales, Fabaceae. The record is from the annotation of a GenBank genome assembly.
AUGAUACACUGGAUGAGUUGGGAAAAUCUGGCGAAAGCAAAAAAGUUUUUGGGGUGCAUAGGCUUUAGGGGGAUUGCGGAAUUUAAUUUGAGCCUCUUGGGAAAGCAGUUCUGGAGGCUUCAAAGAGAUGAAGGGUCCCUGCUUGGGAGAGUGUCGAAGAGUAUAUACUUCCCAAAUUGCAAUAUUCUUGAGGCUAAAGUGGGUUACACUCCAAGUUACGCUUGGAGAAGCGUAUUUGUUGCUAAGGAGUUGGUAACUGAAGGGUCUAGAUGGCGUAUUGGCGAUGGGUUGCAGGUUUACGUGUGCAAGGAAAAUUGGAUCCUGAAUAGCAGUGGUUUCAAAUGCCUCAGUGACCCAAAAGAUUCUGAUAUGGAGAUGACAUUUUAUGACCUUAUAAUACAUGAGAUAUGCUGCUGGAAUAGAGAUCUUGUGGAGAAAUUAUUCAGCCCGGGGGAAGCGAUUCAAAUCAUGAGCAUUCCAUUAUCGAUGAUCAGAUUGGGUGAUGAGAGGAUUUGGCAUGGUGAAGCAGAUGGAUACUAUUCAGUUAAAUCUGCUUAUAAAUUAAUUUCUAAUAAGAAUGUUGCCAGUAAAAGUGGCCUGUCGAUUCAUGCUCACUCUAACUUUUGGAAGAAGCUUUAG